Solanum lycopersicum (tomato) is the source of this 2768-nucleotide messenger RNA. RefSeq names its product auxin response factor 10A (gene ARF10A). Gene Ontology annotation, molecular function: protein binding; DNA binding. Gene Ontology annotation, biological process: response to hormone; regulation of DNA-templated transcription. Gene Ontology annotation, cellular component: nucleus. The record is from RefSeq and is a predicted model, not a curated record. Lineage: Eukaryota; Viridiplantae; Streptophyta; Magnoliopsida; Solanales; Solanaceae.
UGCCGAAAACCAUGUCGUUUCUUCUGAUGUCUCAUCUUAAAAUUAACUUGCUAUACUUGGCAGUAUAAUAAGUACUACGUCUUCUAGUAGUGAAGUUCACAUUUUUUUUAUUUUGUCGCCAAGCAAAACGGCACCGGCGACGGAGACGGCGACGGUAACGGUGACUGAUGAGUUAAAGGAGUGAGAUUGUACUGCCGGAUUGUGAGAACUAACUAGUGUAUAUUCCGUCAACUAAUAACGCCGGCCGACCGGCGAUUCAUUUACUGAUCUCGUACUUGUAGAGGAUGUUGCUAACGUCAUUAACUUGCAACGAUCCAAGUUUCCGGUGUUGUUUUGUGUGAAUCAUCUCGUUUUGGCUUCGAUCGGAGAAGAAACUGUACGGAUAUUGACAUUCACUUUAAUGCAUUUAUGUUAAAUAUAUAUAGCUUUUAAGCUUUUCUGGAAUUGCUGUUCUGUAAUUGUUUUCAACUAAGGAGAAGGGGAAAAACUAUUGGAUUAGCGAAAUGAAGGAGGUUUUGGAGAAGUGUGUGGAUUCACAGCUAUGGCACGCCUGUGCAGGAGGAAUGGUGCAAAUCCCUCCGGUUAACUCCAAAGUCUACUAUUUUCCACAAGGGCAUGCUGAGCAUACUCUUAUGAAUGUGGAUUUCUCAGCUCUACCAAGAAGUCCUGCUCUGAUUCUAUGCAGAGUAGCUGCUGUGAAGUUCUUAGCGGACCCUGAAACAGAUGAGGUUUAUGCUAAGAUUAGGGUUGUCCCAGUUGGGAACAAGGGGAAUGACUUUGAUGAUGAUGAUGACAUUUUGGGUAGUAAUGAGUCAGGAACAGCUGAAAAACCCAAUUCAUUUGCCAAGACAUUGACUCAAUCAGAUGCAAAUAAUGGUGGUGGAUUCUCUGUGCCUAGAUACUGUGCAGAGACAAUAUUUCCUAGGUUGGAUUACACGGCUGACCCGCCUGUGCAGACCGUGACAGCCAAAGAUGUUCAUGGUGAAAGUUGGAAGUUUAGGCACAUUUAUAGAGGUACUCCCAGGAGGCAUUUGUUAACGACUGGUUGGAGUAGUUUUGUGAAUCAGAAGAAACUUGUUGCUGGAGAUUCCAUUGUGUUUUUGAGGGCAGAAAAUGGUGAACUUUGUGUUGGAAUUCGUAGGGCGAAAAGAGGUGGUAUUGGUGGGCCUGAAGCCCCAUCUGGAUGGAACUCUGGUGCUGGAAAUUAUGGUGGAUUUUCUGCGUUUUUGAGGGAAGAGAUGAGCAAAAAUGGAAAUUUGACUUCUCCUACUAGGAGCUUAAGGGGAAAGGGAAGGGUGAGGCCUGAAUCAGUUGUUGAAGCUGCAUAUCUUGCUUCUAGUGGGCAGCCUUUUGAAGUUGUUUAUUAUCCCCGUGCAAACACACCAGAAUUUUGUGUUAGGGCAUCUUCAGUGAAUGCUGCAAUGAGGAUUCAAUGGUGCUCAGGAAUGAGGUUCAAAAUGGCUUUUGAAACUGAGGAUUCUUCUCGAAUCAGUUGGUUCAUGGGAACUAUAUCCUCCAUUCAACUUGCUGAUCCCAUCCGCUGGCCCAAUUCGCCAUGGAGGCUUCUUCAGGUGGCAUGGGAUGAACCUGAUUUAUUGCAAAACGUAAAACAUGUCAGCCCAUGGCUUGUCGAAUUGGUCUCAAAUAUGCCAGUCAUUCACCUCUCGCCCUUCUCACCGCCAAGAAAAAAGCUGCGUCUACCACCAGAUUUCUCACUUGACAGCCAGUUUCAGUUACCAUCUUUUUCAGGCAACCCCCUCAGGUCCAGCAGUCCUUUCUGUUGUUUAUCUGACAACAUCACUGCAGGCAUACAGGGAGCCAGGCAUGCUCAAUUUGGAGUACCUUUAUUGGAUCUUCACCUUAGCAACAAAUUACCGUCAGGACUGUUACCACCAAGUUUCCAGCGCGUUGCAGCCAACUCACAACUUCCUAAUGUCAUCAAUAAGUGCCAAAAUGACAGAAAUGAUAACAUCUCUUGUUUGCUUACAAUGGGUACUUCAAGUAAGACAUUGGACAAAAAUGAUAGUGUGAAUACACCUCGGUUCUUACUCUUCGGUCAGCCAAUUCUGACUGAGCAACAAAUCUCUAAUGGAUGUUCUGUCAGUGCUCCACAAGUAGUCCAAACAGGGAAAGACUUAGGAAGGAUACAACCGAUCAACGAAAAACAUCCUUCUGAGCAGAAAGGCAGCAUUCAAGACAAUCUAUCAAGUGCAACAUUUUUCUGGAAUCGAGGUUAUCAUGCAGCUGAACUUGGUGUACUCAAUACUGGUCACUGCAAAGUAUUCCUCGAGUCAGAAGAUGUUGGCCGUACACUUGAUCUGUCAGUUAUGGGAUCAUAUGAAGAACUGUACAAAAGACUUGCAAACAUGUUUGGACUUGAAAGACCAGAUAUGCUGACCCGUGUGCUCUAUCAUGAUGCAACAGGUGCUGUUAAACACACCGGAGAUGAACCAUUCAGUGACUUUGUUAAGAGUGCAAAAAGAUUGACAAUUCUGAUGAACUCAAGCAGCAAUAUUAAAAGGAAAUGGUUAACUGGUCUCGCAACUGCUGAACGUGGUCUAGAUUCAUCAAACCAGGCAGGACCUCUUAGCAUCUUUGCAUAGCCUCUGUGUGUAUAAGUACUUUUCUCGUUCUUUUGUUUUUCGUAACGACUGCUUCACUGCUAGUACUAAAGAACACUAUCAGUGAAAAUAUUAUGUUUGUUUCUGUAUGGAUAUUUUGAGUUGCUCUUUGUGUUGAAAACAUUCAAUGUGCUUUCUUUAACAGUC